AUGCAAUUCAAACCAUUCCUCGCCAUCGCUGGCCUCCUAGCAUCUCUGGCAGCUGCCAAUCCUAACCCUCAACCCCCAGAACAGACCACAGCCGCUGUCCAAGCCUUGGAAUCCUACGUCGAAAUGGUGGCAACUCAGGCGGAUUUCUUGUCCAUCCUUUCCUCCAUCUCCACCGACACGGCUGCUCUCGCCAGUGUUACAGAUUUCGAGGCAUCGGUUUCCAGGCAGCUGAGAGCAGGCCAAACCGUGGGUUCCAACUGCCUCGACGAGUUGCCGAGCGGAAUUCGGCCGUUCUUUGUUAGUGUUGUCAGUCAAGAGUACGCGAUCUUGGCUAGCAAUGGGUUCACGAGUCUCGCGAACCAGUUACAUGCUACUGCCACCAGUGCCACUCUUAAUACUGCACCCGAGGGAGACUGGUGGGCUGAAGCACGCUGGUGCUGUUGCUGUUGGACUUGUGGGUGCCGUGAUGGCUUUGUAAUGUUUCAGUGGUAA
Molecule: messenger RNA, 492 nt
Organism: Hyaloscypha bicolor E
Lineage: Eukaryota; Fungi; Ascomycota; Leotiomycetes; Helotiales; Hyaloscyphaceae
Exons: 2
Coding region: 1-492 (163 amino acids)
Source: RefSeq, a predicted model, not a curated record